Owenia fusiformis is the source of this 1445-nucleotide messenger RNA. Lineage: Eukaryota; Metazoa; Annelida; Polychaeta; Sabellida; Oweniidae. The record is from the annotation of a GenBank genome assembly.
CGCAAAGGACAGAACUAGAAGAGAUAGUUAAAGAGUGACUGGCCUCUUUUACAGUUCACAGAAAGAGGAAGAAUGUACUAAGGACACCCGCUAUAGUUUUGAUCUUAUAAAACAGCUUAAAUAUGGGACUCAGCUGUGGGGCACAGUGCUGUAAAUUCAUACUUUUUGCAUUCAACUUCAUAUUUUGGUUGGCUGGAGCAGCCCUAUUAGGCCUUGGAAUAUGGCUGCGGGUAGACAGAAAUGUGCUAAGCAUACUCGAAAUUGCUAAAAUAGAUUCAAAUGAUCCAUUAAUAACUAUCGUGUCUUACGUGUUGAUUGGAAUCGGGGCAUUCGUCUUUCUUGUUGGAUUCUUGGGAUGUUGUGGAGCUUGUCAGGAAAGUCCGUGCAUGUUAUGGCUGUACUGCUUUUUCCUGAUCAUUGUAAUGCUUGCUCAGAUAGCUGCAGGAAUACUGGCUGGUAUUUACAGAAACAGGUUAGGAGAUGAGUUACGAAAAGGAAUGGCGAAUGCUCAUAAUAAAAAUUAUGGUCAGCCAGGCCAAGAUGGAUUCACAAGAUCGUGGAACGCUGUCCAGGUUUCAUUGAGAUGCUGUGGAGUGAAUGGCCCAGCAGAUUACUCAAACAGUACAUGGGCAAAGACAUCUGGAGGUAACAAUACGAUUCCUGAUACAUGUUGCAAAUUAUCAAAUACUGACUCAGAAAAUCCUAUGCCUAAAGAUAAAGGUCAAUGCCUACUUGACUAUGGUAAUAAUGUUAGCAAAUCCGAGUUCCUUCGUGUCAACGGAUGUUAUGAUGAAUUUUUCAACUGGAUGCAAAAACAUAGUGUUAUUCUGAUAGCUGUUGCCUCAGCAAUUGCUGCUAUACAGAUCUUUGGGAUCGUAGCAUCUUGUUGCCUUCUCCGAGAAUUCAAGAAAAAUUAGAAAGGAAAUCAAUUGCAAAGCCUAAUUAAGCAUAUUUCCUUAACAGCUUGUAAUCCAUGAAUACCACUAAAUAGGAGACAAGGUCAAUAUAUCGAUGUACACACAUUAGAUAACAUUUUAGAAAAGAAGUAGAAUUCCAAUUUGUUUGCAAAAGAAUGAAAAUUAAAAGGAGGGAGGGGUCAGUCUGUCUCUCAGUCAAUGUACACUCCCCUCCAUAAGUUCUUGCAACCAGAAGUCCCCUUUUUUGGAUCACUUAUUGAAGCCUGUUUAUGGUUUGCGAUUGAAACAAUUCACCAAUUUCUAAACUACUGUACAAGAUUAUGAUACAAACAGUGACAGGCUUAAAAAUGCUUUCAAAUGAAAACUUUUAGUUGCGAAAUUUAUGGAGGGGAGUGUAAUUAAGCUUUCCUUUUGGGCAAUAUUUGGAUUUUGAAUAUUGACAUCGAAAUAUUGACCUAUUGUAUAUAUUGGGAAGAAUAAGAUACCCUUAGUUUUUGAAUGUACAAUUUUGCAUGAGGAACUGUUACU